CUGUAGGGGAUGCUGUAGCCACGUCUGCUCCCUGUAGCCACGCCUGCUUAGGGGCUGGCUACAGAUGUGCCCAACAGGAUACCCAGGAGACUACCCCAACCCAGGAGCCCCUGCACUCUCCCCAGAGCCCUGCCCCCACUCAGGAGCCUCUGUCCCCACUCAGGAGCCCCUGACCCCACUCAGGAGUCUCUGUCCUAGCCGAGGCACAGCACGACAGGCAUGAUGGAGGAAGACGACAUAGAAGUAUGGCAACAAGUGUUCCAGGAGUUGAUUCAGGAGGUGAAGCCAUGGCACAAAUGGACCCUCACACCAGACAAGGACCUUCUUCCUGAUGUUCUGAAGCCAGGAUGGACGCAAUACCAGCAAAAGACCUUUGCCAGGUUCCACUGUUCCUCCUGCUCUCGCAGCUGGGCCUCUGGCUGUGUCCUGAUGGUCUUCCACAUGCACUGGUGUGAGAAGACGGGCACGGGGCAGGUGAAGAUGAGGGCCUUUGCUCAGAGAUGUAACAAGUGCCCUAAGCCUCCAUUUGCAGCUCCAGAGUUCACCUGGGACAACAUCUCAAGGAUCUUGAACAAUCUGCUCUUCAGAAUUCUGAAGAAAUGCUACAGAGAAGGGUUUGAGCAAAUGGAUGAGAUCCCUUUGGUUGGAGACACCAGUCUUGAAGGACCACAUGACAGCAACAACUGUGAGGCGUGUCUGCAGGGCUUCUGUGCUCACAGAGGCUUAGGCCUCGCCUCAAAACCACCAGGUGGCUCAUUGUCUCCCAACUCCUCUAAGUCAACCAGGGAGCCUAAGGUCACUGCCACUUGCAGCAAUGUUCCGUGCUCACAGCCCUCCUCUAAAGUGGGAAAGCCCCAAGCAUCAAAAGUGGACCCCAAAGUCAGUAACCCUCCCAAAGCUGACCCCAAGGUUAGCCACACCUCAAACCCAUCAACUACAAUAUUGCCAAUCCAACAGUUGUCACCAGUAAGCUCAGCUACCCCUAGCUGCGUCAUUCAAAUGCCUUCUCCCAUCAAGGGCAGCAGAACAGCAGAUGUGGGAAACAAGAACACCAGGUCCAAGGCCCCAAAGGCACUGUCCCCGUCCAUUUCCUCCUCAUUUGUCCCAUCCAUUUCCUCCUCAUUUGUCCCACCCACUUACUCAUUUGUCCCACCCACUUCCUCCUCAUUUGUCCCACCCACUCACUCAUGUGUUGUGCCCACUAUCUCCUCACACGUUGCGCCUACUCCCUCCCGUGUUGAGGCCAAUUCUUGGAGACCGCCAAGACAUUCUGCUUACCAGAUAGAGAGAAGCAGCCAUAUCCAUUCACCAAGUGAAUCUUCCUGCUGCGAAGCUUGCUGCGAGGACUUCUGUGGGUGCUUCGAGGCCUGCUGCAAGUGCUUCUGUGGGUGCUUCGGGGCCUGCUGCGAGGGCUGCAUCGAGUGUUUUGGUAAUUGCAUGUCACAUAGACCAUGUCAACGUUUGGUCUUCUUAGUCUUUGUUGCUGUUGUUGUGACACUUUUCAUAAAAUAUGGUAUGUAAGCCUUGAAAAAAGAAUGCUGAGUGGAAAAUGAAAUAACAACAUCCCAAAAAAGUCACACAUUGUGUAACCCUUUAUAUGAAAUGUCAAUAAAAUCAGUGGAGUCCCGAGUGGCUACCAGGA
Cricetulus griseus (Chinese hamster) is the source of this 1642-nucleotide messenger RNA. The record is from RefSeq and is a predicted model, not a curated record. NCBI's taxonomy places the organism in Eukaryota, Metazoa, Chordata, Mammalia, Rodentia, Cricetidae.